CCCGUAAUCUCUCUCCAGAGCCAGAGCCUGCGGGAUGGCCACCCACAACUCGACCGGAGACCCCCAUGCCGCUCAGCCACAGCUGGAUGCCACCGACAUUAGUGUCAUCGCCUUGUACUUUGCCCUGAACAUGGCUGUGGGCAUAUGGUCCUCAUGCCGGGCCAGCAGGAACACAGUGAGAGGCUACUUCCUGGCAGGCCGGGACAUGACGUGGUGGCCGAUCGGAGCCUCCCUCUUUGCCAGCAGCGAGGGGUCCGGCCUCUUCAUCGGACUGGCAGGCUCAGGUGCAGCUGGAGGCUUGGCCGUGGCAGGCUUCGAGUGGAAUGCCACGUAUGUGCUGCUGGCCCUGGCCUGGGUGUUUGUGCCUAUCUACAUUUCUUCAGAGAUUGUCACCAUGCCCGAGUACAUGCAGAAGCGUUACGGAGGCCAGAGGAUACGCAUGUACCUGUCUGUCUUGUCCCUGCUGCUGUCCGUCUUCACCAAGAUAUCGAUCGACCUGUACGCAGGAGCUCUCUUCGUGCACAUCUGCCUGGGCUGGAACUUCUACCUGUCUACCACCAUCAUGCUCAUCGUCACUGCCCUGUACACCAUCGCAGGGGGCCUGGCCGCAGUGAUUUACACAGACGCCCUGCAGACGUUCAUUAUGGUGAUCGGGGCCAUCAUCCUUACGGUCAAAGCCUUCAACCAGAUCGGCGGGUAUGACCAACUGGAAGCGGCCUACGCUCAGGCCAUCCCAGCCAAGACCAUCCCCAACACGACCUGCCACCUGCCACGCUUGGACGCCAUGCACAUGUUCCGAGACCCCGCCACGGCCGACCUCCCGUGGACCGGGAUGACCUUCGGCCUGACCAUCAUGGCCACCUGGUACUGGUGCACAGACCAGGUUAUUGUGCAGCGGUCACUGUCUGCAAGGGAUCUGAACCACGCGAAGGCCGGCUCCAUCCUCGCAAGCUACCUCAAGAUGCUCCCCAUGGGCCUGAUGAUCAUGCCGGGCAUGAUCAGCCGUGCUCUGUAUCCAGAUGACGUGGGCUGUGUGGUACCCUCCGAGUGCCUGCGGGCUUGUGGGACCGAGAUCGGCUGCUCCAACAUUGCCUACCCCAAGCUGGUCAUUGAGCUGAUGCCCACAGGUCUGCGGGGGUUGAUGAUCGCAGCGAUGACCGCCGCACUCAUGUCGUCGCUGACCUCCAUCUUCAACAGCAGCAGCACGCUCUUCACCAUGGACAUUUGGCGGCGGCUGCGGCCCAGUGCCGGCGAGCGGGAGCUGCUGCUGGUGGGGCGGUUGGUCAUCGUGGUGCUCAUUGGGGUGAGCGUGGCCUGGAUCCCCAUCCUGCAGGGCUCCAACAGCGGGCAGCUCUUCAUCUACAUGCAAUCGGUGACCAGCUCCUUGGCUCCACCCGUGACCGCCGUCUUUGUCCUGGGCAUCUUCUGGCCGCGUGCCAAUGAACAGGGGGCCUUCUGGGGCCUGAUGGUGGGGCUGGCUGUGGGUGCGGCGAGGCUGGUCCUGGAGUUCCUGCACCCAGCCCCACCCUGCGGAGCCCCCUCCCCACAGCCAGCCCUCCUCAGCAGCUUCCACUACCUGCACUUCGCCAUCUCCCUCUUUGCGCUCAGCAGUGCUGUGGUGGUGGUCGGCAGCCUGCUGACACCAGCCCCCCAGGCAGCUCAGAUUGAGAAUCUCACCUGGUGGACCCUGUCUCAGGCCCUGCCCUCGGAAGCUAAAGCAGGUGACGGACAAACGCCCCAGAAGUACGCUUUCUGGGCCCGCGUCUGUGGCUUCAAUGCCAUUCUCCUAAUGUGUGUCAACGUCUUCUUCUAUGCCUACUUUGCUUGACGUGUCAGAAGGGUCCCGGCAGGUGCAGAGCCACCACCACCACCCCAACCCCCAAGCGAGUGAUGGAGACCUUAUAAGGCCACACAGCAGGCCAGGGCGGGAGCCUGGAAAACCAGGGGCCGCCGGGAGGAAGUAAAGAACGGGUCUUUCAAAACUGCACCAAAUGUCAUCCCGAUUGGAAAGAAAAGGAGAUGCUGAUGGAUAGCC
Molecule: messenger RNA, 2035 nt
Organism: Echinops telfairi (small Madagascar hedgehog)
Lineage: Eukaryota; Metazoa; Chordata; Mammalia; Afrosoricida; Tenrecidae
Gene: SLC5A10
Product: solute carrier family 5 member 10
Exons: 15
Coding region: 35-1828 (597 amino acids)
Biological process (GO): transmembrane transport
Cellular component (GO): plasma membrane
Molecular function (GO): D-glucose:sodium symporter activity
Source: RefSeq, a predicted model, not a curated record